Molecule: messenger RNA, 1293 nt
Organism: Brassica napus (rape)
Lineage: Eukaryota; Viridiplantae; Streptophyta; Magnoliopsida; Brassicales; Brassicaceae
Product: zinc finger MYM-type protein 1-like
Exons: 1
Coding region: 1-1293 (430 amino acids)
Source: RefSeq, a predicted model, not a curated record
AUGGAACGGUACUACAAACCAGCAUCAGUUUCACCAUCUGAUAACACCUUACCAUCUAAUGAUACUGAUGAUUUGCCGUGGGAUCCUGCUAAAAGAAAAAAUAUCAAGGAUUAUAAUGCAAAUCAAGUCGAUGAGGUAAGACGCAAGUACCUUCUUAGAGGCCCGUGUCAACCACUUGGUCAUAACUUUGAAAAGAGACUCAUAGGUGGUAAAAUGAGACGAUUCAAUCCAGCUUGGUUUGGUCUGUAUGGUAAUUGGCUAGAGUAUAGUGUAUCAGAGGAAAAAGCUUAUUGUUUGUGUUGCUACUUGUUUAGAGAUGAUGCGUAUCCUGGAUUUGUGAGGGAUGGAUUCUCGAAUUGGCAUAAGCCUGAUAGGUUAUCUUUCCAUGUAGGAGAGCUUAACAGUUCUCACAAUAAUGCUGUCAAGAAGUGUGAUGAUUUGAUGAAUCAAGGUCAAUCCAUAGUGCAUGCUAUGUAUAAGAAGACUAAUGCGAUGAAAAAUGAGUAUCGUAUCAGAUUAAAUGCUUCUGUUGAUGUUUCUAGAUACUUAUUGCGACAAGGAUUAGCUUUUCGAGGUCAUAGAGAAGGAGAAGAUUCUUCUAACAAAGGCAACUUUUUAGAACUUCUGAAAUACACAGCUGAUCACAAUGAUGUUAUAAGAAAAGUUGUUUUGGAGAAUGCUCCGGGAAAUAACAAGAUGGUUUCUUCAGAGAUUCAAAAGGAUAUUGUAAACGCUUUUGCAGAAGAAGUGGUGAAAUCUGUUAUAGAAGAAAUUGAUAACGGAGUGUUUGGUUUAUUAGUAGAUGAAUCUGCUGAUGUGUCUGACAAAGAACAGAUGGCUGUUGUUUUUCGAUUUGUUGAUAAGAAAGGAGCAGUCAAAGAAAGGUUCGUUGGAGUUGUCCAUGUGAAAGAGACUUCUUCUUUAUCUUUGAAGCAUGCUAUUGAUGAGUUGUUUGCUAAGUAUGGACUGAGCUUAAAAAAAGUGAGAGGACAAGGUUAUGACGGAGCUAGUAAUAUGAAAGGAGAGUUCAAUGGGUUGCGAUCAUUGAUUACUAAAGAAAACAGCUCUGCAUAUUAUGUUCAUUGCUUUGCUCAUCAACUUCAGUUGGUUGUAGUGGCUGUUGCGAAAAAGAUAUUUGAGAUUGCUGAUUUCUUUGAUAUGGUUUCUAUGUUACUGAAUGUGGUUGGAGCUUCUUGUAAACGGAAAGAUAAAGUCCGGGAAAAUUAUCGAGACGAGAUAAAUGUUGGAAUUGCUAGUGGUGACAUUAACACUGGAAGAGGAAGGCGCCGAUGA